Messenger RNA from Colletotrichum phormii, 2050 nucleotides. RefSeq names its product mRNA capping enzyme-domain-containing protein. The record is from RefSeq and is a predicted model, not a curated record. Gene Ontology annotation, molecular function: mRNA 5'-cap (guanine-N7-)-methyltransferase activity. Bases 321 to 1784 code for a protein of 487 amino acids. Gene Ontology annotation, cellular component: nucleus. NCBI's taxonomy places the organism in Eukaryota, Fungi, Ascomycota, Sordariomycetes, Glomerellales, Glomerellaceae. Gene Ontology annotation, biological process: 7-methylguanosine mRNA capping. The transcript has a single exon.
ACAUGAAGAUGAUUAUGUCGGAUCCAGGGUGGGAAAGAGCGCUGCUCUCUAAAGCCACACCUUCCGUGUAAUACACCUCUAAGUGGGUUUUACCUUCUCUCCCAGCAGGUACCCCAGUAUCCUCCCCCUACCUACGUGCCUACCUAUCCGCACCUACUUGCGACGCUCAGCAGCUUUUGUUCCACUCCAACAAUACAUAACAACUUUCUCACAUCCGUACCUGCACAUACAAGGUCGAAAACAACCAAAUCACACUGCAACCUCCGCGGGAGACGAGGAUAUUUGCCCUUUCAAAGAAUUCUCACGUCUGACUCGAGACAAUGGCGGGUUACGACGACGACGAUUUGUACGAGCGACAGUCUCAUUCAUACGACGCGAAGAAACGCAAAAGAUCACAGUCGCCCUCGAGAAACGGCAAUUCCUCGCGAAGAGGCAACAAGCGCGAGGACGGAACCGAUGAACUUCCACAGCCCUACAAUGCGAAGGAGCUUCAGCCCGCUAAGCGCCGAGCCGUCUCGCCCUCCGAACAGCCUCGCAAGCAGAAGCGACCGGGUGCCCGAGCCCGCAUCUCUGAGUCCGAAAGAGAGGCCAUCCGCCAGAGAGCACUCGACAGAGAGAAGGAAUUGGAAGCUGCGGCCCACGCUGCUGCUGAGCGUCAGCGCUCGGGCGGUGCCAACAAUGAUGUUGUCACGCAACAUUACAACAGUGUACCAGAGCGUGGUAGGGACUGGAGACGAACCGAUAGUAAGAUCAAGGGCCUGCGCGCCUUCAACAAUUGGAUCAAGAGUUGCAUCAUUCAGAAGUUCUCGCCAGACGAAGACUACACCCCGGGCUCUCGUGAGCCGGGCGCAAAGGAGCUCCUCGUGCUCGACGUUGGUUGCGGAAAGGGAGGUGACCUCGGCAAAUGGCAGCAAGCACCUCAAUCAGUAGAGCUCUACGUCGGUCUCGACCCUGCAGAUAUCAGCAUUGACCAGGCUCGAGAGCGUUACCGUCAGAUGGGCAGCCGCGGAGGCGGUGGCAGAGGCGGUAGAGGAGGAUACAGACGACCACCCCCUCGUCUUUUCGAAGCACGCUUCCAGGUCAAGGACUGCUACGGCGAAAACAUUGAGGACAUCGAGAUCAUCAGACAGGUCGGAUUCGACACCAGCCCCCUCAGCCGACGAGGAUUCGAUGUCGUGAGCAUGAUGUUCUGCAUGCACUAUGCCUUCGAGACGGAGCAGAAGGCUCGGACCAUGCUGCGCAACGUAGCAGGCUCAUUGAAGAAGGGAGGUCGCUUGAUCGGAUGCAUUCCCAACUCUGACGUCCUUGGUGAUCACGUUCGGAAGUUCAACGAGCAGCAGGAAGAGAAGAAGAAGAAGGCUGCAGAAGAACCGCCGCAAGAAGCAGAGGAGGGCGAAUUGGAAGAUGGUGAGGCAGACCAGUCGGCGGAAUGGGGCAAUUCCAUCUACCGGGUCCGAUUCCCAGGCAAGACACCUGCUGACGGCGUCUUCCGCCCGGCAUUCGGUUGGAAGUACAACUUCUUCCUCGAUGAAGCUGUCGAAGAGGUCCCCGAGUACGUUGUGCCGUGGGAAGUCCUCAGAGCUCUUGCUGAAGACUACAACCUCGAGUUGCAGUACCACAAGACUUUCAUGGAGAUUUGGGAAGCGGAGAAAGAUGACGAGACCUUGGGUCCUUUGAGCGAGAGAAUGGGGGUUCGGGAACGUGGUGGCGGACGUCUCCUUGUUUCACCAGAGGAGUUGGAGGCGGCGAGCUUUUACACUGCUUUCUGCUUCUACAAGGUCUAAACAGGGAAGUGGCAUAGGAACAAGAGAGUCAGGUCUAGCAGGAAAUACACCGCUUUCUGCUUCACAGGGUCUAACCAUUGGAAGUAGCAAGGAGGUAUGCAAGUCAGGUCUAGCAGGAAACCUUAGGAAAUUUCAAGAAACCCCAAAAUACCCUAUCUGGGUCAGGGUACGACUAACUGUGUUGCUUGAAGAACCUCAUUGUGAUAUUGAGCAUCUCUCUGUGCAGAUAUAUACUAGUCAUCCCGAUCUAUAAACCCCUUCCACCC